Molecule: messenger RNA, 534 nt
Organism: Vicia faba (fava bean)
Lineage: Eukaryota; Viridiplantae; Streptophyta; Magnoliopsida; Fabales; Fabaceae
Source: the annotation of a GenBank genome assembly
AUGGCUCACAUCUCAUCACUUGCAAUGGUUUUUCUGUUAUGUGUGGCAUCUUCUUAUGCAGUCAAUACUGUGGAUGUGAAUACAAUUUGCAAGGGAGUAAAAAAUCCUUCAUUUUGUGUAACUCUUCUCGAUUCAAAACCAGGCGAAAAUCGAGAUCUCGUUAGCCUUGGACUAUACACAAUUGAUGUUACAUUAGCCAACACGACCAACACCAUCACACUUAUCAACAUGUUGAUCUCAAAAAGUGGUGGUGAUGCUCAAGCAAAACAUCAUUAUGAUAGGUGUUUGCUUCAUUUUAAUGGAAUUGCUGCUAUGCUUAAGCAAACUCCAGAUUUUAUGAAAAGGGGAGAAUACGAUACUGCGCUUCAAGAUGCAGUUGGUGUUAGAAGUCAUGUUCGUGUUUGUGUUUCAGAAGAUUCAGACCCUCAUCAUCCUUUCUAUGACUCAUCAGAGCUUCCAAUAUAUGCUAAUAGUGUAGAUCAAGUUGCUGAGGUUUUUGCUGCUAUACUAAAUCAUCUCAAUACACCUAUUUAA